Messenger RNA from Maylandia zebra (zebra mbuna), 5289 nucleotides. It is a transcript of the gene zbtb16a, whose product is annotated as zinc finger and BTB domain containing 16a. The record is from RefSeq and is a predicted model, not a curated record. Gene Ontology annotation, biological process: regulation of transcription by RNA polymerase II. Gene Ontology annotation, molecular function: protein binding; DNA-binding transcription factor activity, RNA polymerase II-specific; RNA polymerase II cis-regulatory region sequence-specific DNA binding. NCBI's taxonomy places the organism in Eukaryota, Metazoa, Chordata, Actinopteri, Cichliformes, Cichlidae.
CAGGAAGCUGGAGAGAGGGCAGUGUCGCUCACCUUUCACUGCCAUACUGUAACACAGGCGUUUGACAUGAGACAGCCCCCUAGGUGUCUCACUUUCUCAGUGUUUGUAUGGACUGGAGCGCAGCGCCGGCUGCCCGCCUGCCUGCUUCUCGUCUGGCUGCGUUGACGUCAGCGCCGUGUUGAUUUGCUAAGGCGAGAGAAGAAAGGAGUUAGAGCAUGUUCUGAGAGCGGGUACUGCGAACUGCCUUACUAUGCUGUAGCCCCAAUCCCCCUGCACUAUCCGGAAUCAAAACGUGCAACUUAGGUUUCAUCUUGUUUACAAAGAUAGCUAAAAACAUUGUUGAUCGGGGAAGGAGAGCCUCAUGAGUCGGCCUCGUGGUUUGCAUCGACAUCAUGGAUUUAACUAAAAUGGGUAUGAUCCAGCUUCAGAACCCCAACCACCCCAAUUCCCUGCUGCAGAAGGCCAACCAGAUGCGUCUGGCUGGAACUCUGUGUGACGUGGUCAUCAUGGUAGACAGCCAGGAGUUUCACGCUCACAGGACUGUGCUAGCCUGCACCAGCAAAAUGUUUGAAAUCCUCUUUCACCGCAGCAGCCAGCAUUAUACCCUGGACUUUCUAUCACCAAAGACUUUUCAGCAGAUUUUGGAGUAUGCUUACACUGCCACGCUCCAGGCCAAGGUGGAAGACUUGGAUGACCUUCUGUAUGCAGCCGAGAUACUUGAGAUUGAGUACUUAGAAGAGCAAUGCCUGAAGAUCCUGGAAACCAUCCAGUCCUCAGAUGAAAAUGAUGCUGAGGUCAACGCUAACGAUGGAAGCACAGAGGAAGACGAUGAGCGCAAAGGUCACAAUGGAGCCAAAAACUCAAAAAAGCAUUCCAUGGGGAGCCCCUAUCUGUCAGGUACACAGCAAGUCUCUAACAUGCCCGGGGUCGUCGACCAGAGUCCCUCCGUCUCCACUUCCUUUGGUGUCUCCACCCUGAGUCCCACCAAAGCUGCUGUGGACAGUCUGAUGAGCAUCGGCCAGUCUCUGCUCCAGCAGGGCUUUGGUGGUGAACAACUAGUUCACGGCAACUCCAACCAACUGAUGACUGAGAUCAAGACUGAGAUGAUGCAAGUGGAUAUGGGUGGCAAUGGCCAUGAAAGCCCACAGAACAUGGAGUCCAGUGCCUCCAGCAAUGGAGAACGAAGUGGGGAGGACAGGAACAGAGAUGGUCCCGGAACGCCAACCAGGAGCAGCGUGAUCACCAGUGCCCGUGAGCUGCAUUACGUCCGUGACGAAGGCAUGGGCGACUCUCAAGCUGAAGUCAGUCAGAUGGGGAUGGAAGCAAUGGCUGGAAUGACUGAGAAACAUCUGGCCUCUCUCUACUCCUUACCUGUCAAUCAUAAAUCAGAUGCCAUGAUGUCCAUGCCAGUAUCCAUGGCGUCCGCUCUGCCCAUGUCCCCAGCCCUGGCUAUGUCUAUGGACUUCAGUGCCUAUGGGGGACUCCUGCCUCAGAGUUUCAUCCAGAGAGAAUUCUUCAGCAAGCUUGGGGAGCUGGCAGUGGGCAUGAAACCAGACGGCAGGAACCAGCAUGAACGUUGCAAUGUUUGCGGUGCAGAGCUACCAGAUAAUGAAGCUGUGGAGCAGCACAGAAAGAUGCACAGUGGAAUGAAGACCUACAGCUGUGAGCUGUGUGGGAAGAGCUUCCUGGACAGCCUCCGUCUACGAAUGCAUUUGCUGUCUCAUUCAGCUGGCGAGAAGGCCAUAGUUUGUGACCAGUGUGGCGCCCAGUUCCAGACAGAAGAAUCCCUGGAGGCUCACCGGCAGAUCCACACCGGCUCGGACAUGGCCAUCUUUUGCCUGCUUUGUGGGAAGCGCUUCCAGACCCAGACAGCAUUGCAGCAGCACAUGGAAGUCCAUGCCGGAGUUCGCAGCUACAUUUGCAGCGAAUGCAACCGGACUUUCCCCAGCCAUACUGCACUCAAGCGUCACCUACGCUCACACACAGCCGGGGACCACCCAUUUGAGUGUGAGUUCUGCGGGAGCUGCUUCCGAGAUGAGAGCACGCUGAAGGGCCACAAGCGCAUCCACACCGGAGAGAAGCCCUAUGAAUGUAACGGGUGUGGGAAGAAGUUCAGCCUCAAGCACCAGCUGGAAACCCACUACCGUGUGCACACAGGUGAGAAGCCAUUCGAGUGCAAGCUGUGCCACCAGCGAUCCAGGGACUACUCGGCCAUGAUCAAGCACCUGCGCACCCACAAUGGCGCCUCGCCCUACCAAUGCACCAUCUGCCUGGAGUACUGCCCCAGCCUGUCAGCCAUGCAGAAGCACAUGAAAGGCCACAAGCCCGAAGACAUCCCCCCAGACUGGCGUAUAGAGAAGACCUACCUGUACCUCUGCUAUGUCUGAGUCUAGGAAAGUGAAUGAAGAGGGUAGGGGAUGGGUUGAGAGGUAAGGGGAAUGUAACAAAGCGGAUAGGAGGCAUGAGUGUUGACGAUCGAGGAAUGUCAACGAGAAGUGACUGGAAAGCAAGAGGGUUUGUUUUCUGUUUUUUGUUUUCAUGCAAAGGCAAGCGAUGAGGGCGGGGUGGGGGGAAAGGGUGGUGAUGGUGGGGCAAACGUGCUAAGAAGAGGAAGUCUUGGACACGGAGAUCAAUUCUCCACCAUUGUUCGGAUUCACCGGGUCAUUCACUACAUCUGCAACUGUGUUAUUGUUUCAGGUCAUUUCAUGCAGCGCCAUAAAGUGAGCAAGCUGCAAGGAAGUGACUUCUUGGAUGCUGCUGAGUUGAGAAAGCAGAUUCUCAAGGGCUAUCUGAACCUCUACAUCCAUGCUGUCGGGAGCCUUCACUGCGUUUUGAGGUCUUGUUUUGCUCAAAAAAUGGAAAACUUUUUGGGGGGGUUUUGUUCUGCAGUGGUACUUUGUGCUUUCAUGCUCAAAGUAUCACUGCAAACCUACAUCUUUCUGGUUACGAACUACAUAAAAAAAAUAUCUCAGAAGAAGACUGAGACAUGUUUUUUAACAUGCAUGCAUCCUGAAGAAACUAAUACUGUGGAGUAAAUGAACAGCUUUGGGGGGGACAUACACGCAACCUUCUCCUUUUCCAGUAGAGGAUGUAUAGGUUUUGUCACCUUUUUUGUUUUAUGCAUGAGCAGUUUUCACAGAAAUCUGCCCGUUAUCCUGUCCAUGUCUGAAAAACCUUCAGAUCCCAAUGGUGGCAGUGAGAUAGCCCCUGAGAAUCAGCAGCAGAGCCGGUAGGCUUAUGCAGUAGAUGAAAACAGUUGAACUGGACGAGUAGAAGCAUUAAUUUAAUGCUGCAAACCAAGCACCCAUUUGGUUGUGAGUGGGGAAAAUGCUAGCGCUGCUCUUUGUCGGAAGUGUCGAAAGUGUUCUCAGUAGUCUUCCUCGUUCUGCAUCUCUUUCAGAUGAGGGCUGGAGAAGGUUGAGUCACAACUGGCCACUCACGGUUCUCCCCAGAGAGCCACAGGCUAACUUGUGUUACUUUUUCAUCAUAUAUAUACAUACAUAUAUAUAUAUUUUUAUUUUUUAUCUUUUUUGCUCUGCAUCGUAGUUUAUUACGGCUUAAUUGCACAAGUAAAACAAACUACGACAACAGUCUCUGUUUGACGUCAGCAAGGUAUAUACUUUUUUUUUCAUCCGCUCAUAACUCGCUACAAUAUUUCACAUUAAACCCUGCCUAUUCACUUAUUGAGCAAUAGAUAACUGGACUGCUUGUAUCCAUGUACGUUUAACCAGAUGACUAUCAUUUUUCCCACACUAACAAGAAAGUACAUAAACUGACUGACACGCAAACACUUCAACUGCAAGAGAUCUGUCAGUUCACCGGAGUGAUUUGAAAUCCAAGCAGCGGAAAGUGACUUGGGAAAAGGUUGCUGUCUGUGAGAGUCCUGUGACUUUACCUGCUAGUUGUAAAUGUUGAGGAUGCCUUAGCUGCACACCUUAAUGUUUGUCAUAGGUGGUGUGGCAGUUUGAAGACUGUUAUAUGGCAUAGUGACAUGAAUGUGAACGCUUGUAAGGCGGGCUUCUACUACCAUGUAAGCAUACAUACUGUAGCAGGUUAAUGCUGCCUUUCAGUCAGUAAUUCCCAGGUUAUGAUUAGUUUCCAGUGGGUCACACUGGAAGACUUUCUCCAUCCAACAUUAACAGCAUGCAUGCUUACGUUCCAGCAGGCAAGACUUGCUGGGCUACGCACCUUUUCAUCCACGAGCCCCAGGUCAUUGUGUGGAAGUGAGGUUUAUUUUGGAAUGUGCACCACUUGAGUACUGGCAGGUCCUGCGUUAUGUUACAGAUAUUGUAUUCAGAUGAUGCAUAUUCCCAAAUGUAGUUGCACUGAUUUGAAUUACCACUGAGGCUUUUGGCAAAGAUAUAGCUAAAAGGAUGUGUGUUGGAUACCUGUUUACAACACAGCAUAGGGAAAAGGGUAACAGCUGUAAAGCAGGCGUGAUAUUUCAUGCUAAGCUGUAACACUGACCUUGGUUCUCUUGGGGGGGGGAAAAAAACACAUAACCUGAGAAACUCCUGCUCCAACAUUUUCUCUGACUACAAGUCGGCAAAGUCUUUUCUUACACCUUUGAAAUGCAGCAUUAGACCUUUACGGUAUACGCAGUCAGGUAUUAUGGUUGAACCUUGGGAGUUUUGAUGAAUAUCACUGCACGUCACAGCGUUGUAUCUGGUUGAUCACAUAUCCAAGAAGGGGGAGAUCACUGAUUGGACGAGACACAGCCCAGCAGCUUAGGGGGCGACCAGUAAGAUGACAGAAUAAAUCAACUCUUUCUCUGUGGUUUUUGUCCCUGCACUUCGUCUCUCUCUCGUCUUGUUUUGUUGUUGUGGGUUUUGUUUUUUUCUUAUGAUUUACCUUGAGUUUGAUCUCAACACAUUGUACUUGAAUUACCUCGUUUUUGUGACCUCAUGUUCCUUUUGUGUAUUUUAAUUUUCCCUUUUGUUUCAUUCGUUUUGUUUUGUUGUUUUUUGGGGGAGUUCUUUUGUUUUUAUUUGUUAGUUAGCGUGUGUUGGAAAGGUGCAUUGCGAACAUGAUUGAAGCAAUGCGUACACGGAAAAAAAAAAUAAGUGCCACGGCGAAGAGAUUUGUUUGUUUUUUUCUUAUGUUGCGUAUUUCUUUGUGCAUUACUCGUUACCAAACUUGGUAUUAUUAACCCUGCUUGUUAAAGAGCUGGAAGGUUUGGUCAUUUGUUAUAAAAGCUACCUCUAAGUUGUCGUGUUGGUUUUUUUUUUUUUUUUUUCUUGUUUUUUUCUUGGUAAAAGCACAUUUUUUGCAUUUGUGUUUUGCAUUGUU